CGAUAAGCGGCGCCUCGAAGAAGUUCGUAGGCUCGUUUGCGGUGGUGACGGGGGACAAGGGAUUCACUAAAUAAAGGGGCAGGGGUGCCGCUUUAUUGGAGGGUUUCCGCGGAUACGUGGGAGCACUUCCGGGGGGGGGUGAAAAGGGAGAGCGGGAAAACAAAGCGGGGAUAAUGGGAGUUUCCGCGGGAAGCACGCUGCUCGACAAGAACGUCGAGCGACUGCUCUCGGAGCCCUGGGGCGCGGCUCAGGCCGGAGUUCAGUACAACAAGGAGGUCCUCGGGUCUCUAUGUGAACAGUUCUCUCGGCUCGAGCCCCAGGCUCGUCGAGGGGCCUUGCAGGGCACCCUCUUCAUGAGGAAAGGUCAGCGGGACUCUUUGAAGGAGGAGAUCCGGACUCUCGUAGAUCUCGCGACCAACGACAAAGACCAGUGGGUGAGCUUGAUCGCACGGGCUCUGGGUGGCCUCAGGGAAAGAUUUGACCUUCAGCAGCUUCAGCAGGACGUUCCUGCGGUUGCCGACGCCGUCGCGUCGAUUAGGGACAAGAUUCAGGUGGAUGGAACGCCGGACAAUUACCGACCUAUGGAGGAAAUGUACCUCUCCCCGCGGCUUCUCGCUGCGGCGGGGGCGCCUCCGUGCGAAGCCUCCGCGCCGACCCACGGGCACUUCACGCCGAGGGCUCGAAGGGAGCCCAAGAAGAGGUUCGCCGGCACAGCGACCGCGAGUGUCGCCCCGAAGACUACCGUUCAGGCCAGCCGCCCGGCGUCCACGUCCAUGUUCGCGCCGCCCAGCCGUAAGCCGGCGACGUCAUUUUUCCGAGACUCGGGUCCGAGCUCGAAGAAGACGGGUGCGGCGUCGGCCAAGUCGUUCCUGUCCAAAAGCAGAGACACCGGGACAAAGACGAUGAUGAUCGACGUCAACGAGGCGGCGGCCCUCGGUCAGGUGAUGGGUGAGGACCUCAACAGGGCUCAGCGUGAGCUCGAGAAGCGGGAGGAGCAGGAGGCUCGUGAGCAGGCGAGGGAGCGCGAGCGGGAGGAGCGCGAGCAGAAGAAGAAGCUCGAGCAAGAGCAGAAGAAGCUCCGCAUCCAAAAGAUGAUGGAGGAGCGCGAACAGAAGAAAAAGCUCGAGCUCGAACGCAAGCGCGCCCGCGAAGAGGAACUCGCCAAGCGCAAGAAUGACGCCAAGCGCCCGAGAACCGAGGCUCCCUCGCGAGAAGAGGUGUCGACUCCGAGUCCCCAUGAGUCGGACCCGAUGCCCAUACACGGCGUGAUUUGAUUCUGGAUUCACAAACAUUCAUUCAUUUUCGGGGAAAGGAGAGAAACCAGUGUAUGUACAAGGACACGGAAAACAGUAUUAUAUUCGUAGAACAGGGAAACAAACGGGGAAACUAGAAGCAGCAGUAGACAAACAAAAGCUCGGCCCAGUCGAGCACCAAAAAAAUAGGAAGAAAAUAGGAGAACGCAGGGUUCUGCCCUGCAACAAAAACAGGUUUUAGGACUGUCACAUUUGGAAUUGAUGAUUAUUCAAAUCGCACG
This is a messenger RNA of Micromonas commoda, 1534 nucleotides long. RefSeq lists its product with no specific name. The transcript is spliced from 3 exons. Bases 174 to 1274 code for a protein of 366 amino acids. The record is from RefSeq and is a predicted model, not a curated record. Lineage: Eukaryota; Viridiplantae; Chlorophyta; Mamiellophyceae; Mamiellales; Mamiellaceae.